GUUUUUCUGAAAUGCACCUGCGCUUCAUGUGUUGUGUUCUCUGUCACUGGUUGUGUUGUGAGAAGUUGGAAGAGCUCUUCGUUUCUUCUGGACGUUAGUUAACAUAACUGUUUACUUGACAGACAGAUAACCUCCUUUCUAAAAUGUCCGGUGAUAGCAGCCUGUCCUCGGCGGAGGUAGUUCUGGGUUUCCUGGAGGAGGCGGAGCCGUGGCGGCUUCUGUCCCCGCAGUUCCCCAGUAAAGUCGGGGGGAAACCGGCGUGGCUCAGGCAGACAGGCCUGCCCUCACCGGCCGAGCUCGAGUGUGAGAUAUGUCGCCUGCCUAUGGCCUUCCUGUUGCAGGUUUACGCACCCAUUUCUGGUCAGGACAGAAGUUUCCACAGAACGCUCUUCCUGUUCUGCUGCAAAACUCAUGAGUGCUACACGUGCAACGCCAGCCGCUGUUUUAAAGUUCUCAGAAGCCAGCUACCGAGGAAGAACGAGUUCUACCCGUACGACCCUCCACCAGAGGAUGAACCCCCCAGCGAUCCUGAACCGGACCAGAGUGUGCUGUCCGUCUCUGGAGUUAAACUAUGCUGGGUGUGCGGUUGCCCCGGCAACAAAGCCUGCUCCCGCUGUCACACCGUAACGUACUGUGGAAAACACCACCAGACCCUCCACUGGAAAGACACACACAAGAGGGAGUGUUGCAACCAAGAAGCGUCCAUUGUUACAACCUCUACCUUCCUCUUCCCUGAGUCUGAGCUGGUCACUGAACCUGAGGAAAAAGAAGACGAGAAGAAGGAAGACACAAAGGAGGCUGAAGAAGAGGAAGCGAGUGUUGAUUGUCACUCCGUAGCAGAAACCCUGGCAGAGACAGACCUGGAGGAGAUGGCUAUGCAUGAGACUGAAGACAACAAAGUGUUCCAGCGGUUUAAAAAGAGGAUCGCACCCGAACCACACCAGGUGGUGCGUUACAGUCGAGAGGGCCGACCCUUGUGGGUCUCUUCUCAGCACAUCCCUUCAGAUCAAGAUAUCCCAGCGUGCACCUGUGGCGCCAAGAGGACUUUUGAGUUUCAGGUGAUGCCACAGCUGUUAAACAGUCUGCGUGUGGACUCGACAGGAGCCAGUAUCGACUGGGGGACACUGGCUGUCUACACGUGCUCUGCCAGUUGUAACCAUGACGACCAGUAUUGCCCCGAGUUCAUUUGGAAACAGGACUUCAGCUCGGAUCCACACACAGAUUAAAUCUACAUAAUAUAUGUCAUGCUGAUGCACAUGAAAGCUCAGACUCAGCAGUGAGGAAAGUGGUUUUAGCUCUGACCGGAGUAAUCACACCUGCAUUGAUGUCAUUCCUUAUUUAGUGGACUGGACAUGUGUUAUUGUAACCGAUUAUACACAGACAGAUCUAAAAAUCAGAUGAGAGAGAUCACAGUUAUCUUCCCAUCACUAUCAAGGACAAUGUUUUUGGAGCGUGGAUAUUCAUGGCCUGGAUUAAAAAGUUCAGAUAGUCAAACGGGAAUUCUGGUUCUGGUUGCUUGCCACUUCCAAACCUUUUCUAUUUUAAAUACUGUUCAGAGUAUGCAAUGCAUCAGUUUUGGCCUAUGUGGUUAGUGGGUUAUUCCCAUUAUCAGUGCUACAAAAUACAGUGGAUACAUUGAAGCUUAUAGUCAGCAGAACAAAUAAAAUAUGACCUUGUGCUUUAUUAUCACCCAAUAAGGCUUUUAACAAAGUUAUCUGGACAAGCAUCCAUCUGAUUUUCUGCUAUUUUUAGUGAGUCCAAGACAAAUAAUGUAGUUGAACUAUGACCUGUCAAUUAUGUCCCCCACUUACAGUAUUGCAAUGUCAUUUUAACUGGCUAGUAUAAAUUAAAUCAGGGGUUAGAUCUCAUCUCAGAAAGAUCACAUUUGUGCUACAUGAAACUAAUUUAGCAAAGAAAGUUUAAAUAGAGACUAACUUUUGGAUACCAAAACAAGUUGUGGCAAUUACAACAAUGAUAAAACACAAAGAAAGAGCUAAGAGCAGCAAACUGGCCGAAUAAUGUUGCACAGCAAAAUCUCUCUAAAGUUUGCUAACAUUAGCUGCCAUAAGAGACCAGACUUUGCAGACCAGUGAGGCUGUAGCAGAAAAACUGCAAAGUACAUUGAAUUGAACAAGGGUGCAUUUUAAUGCUUAGGAAUUUAAGUUCUGAGAGGAAUGUUUUGUUUCUUUUGUCAUAGUUACGCAGCCUUACUUUGAAUAAAGGCUAUGUUUUGACUAGUGUACAUAUGCACCGAUUUAUCAGCCAAGCAU
Etheostoma spectabile (orangethroat darter) is the source of this 2270-nucleotide messenger RNA. RefSeq names its product programmed cell death 2 (gene pdcd2). The transcript is spliced from 8 exons. Bases 144 to 1226 code for a protein of 360 amino acids. Gene Ontology annotation, cellular component: nucleus; cytoplasm. The record is from RefSeq and is a predicted model, not a curated record. NCBI's taxonomy places the organism in Eukaryota, Metazoa, Chordata, Actinopteri, Perciformes, Percidae.